CAGAAAGAUUACGGUUUAUGCGAAGCAAAAUUUGGUAACUUUCAAUACAUCCUGCCCUGAAUAACUGGUCCAAUGGAGGACGAGGAAGAAACGUUGUGUCGCUACGGAACGGCACUGCCACCAUUCGAAGAAGAUGCUGUACCAUCUAAGCGACCGAUUACGGUUGAGGACCAGAUCGUGCUGGACAGCAAUGGCAAGAGACGUUUCCAUGGCGCUUUCACCGGUGGAUUUUCGGCCGGAUAUUGGAACACGGUCGGGUCGGAGGAAGGCUGGAAGCCAAAGGAAUUCAAAAGCUCCCGUUCUGCGAAAUCAUCGACCCACCUGCAACAGAAUGCAAUGGAUUUCAUGGACGAGGAAGACUUGGGAGAGUUUGGAUUCGCCCCGCAACGGGUACAAGCGAAGGAAGAUUUCGCGCACAGUAGUAGCACUGAUAAGUCGACUAAACGAAAGCUGGAUCUAAGCUUUUCCAAGGGUCCAAUACCAGGGCAACCUGUACUUCGCGCGUUACUUGAACCCGCAAAGGAAAAAACGGCCGUAAAGAUGUUGAAAAAAAUGGGUUGGCGUGAAGGGCAGGGCAUAGGAGAGCGCCAGUCGAAGGGUGAAAAGAAACGCACUACACAGCGAAACAACAAGGAACGGUAUGUAAUGAAAACCUACGGCUGCGAAAUACCUGGUCGGAGUGAACCACCUGAGAAUACACAUCAGGACGAUUCGUCCGACAGUUCGGACAGUGAUUACGAUGUAACAUUUGCUCCGGAUGAUUUCGAUCCGUUGGUAGCGGCUCUUAAGGACAACACCUUCGGCUUGGGCUACAGUGGUCUGGAUCGUGGUACUACGAAGCGGUUCAAUUUAUUCGACACCUUUGAGGUGGUCGAUAAAAAUAACAAAAAACUUUCCAUUCGUGGCCAAGCUUUUGGUAUCGGUGCGCUCGAGGACGACGACGAUCUGGAUGUGUACGCACGGGACGACAUGUCACGGUAUGAUUUUUCACUUGAAGAUGGGAAGCAAACGAAAAGUGGUACACCAGCAAUCAAAUCCGGACAGCAAGGAGCUUCGUUGGAUGGUUUUUGUCCUGCGAGCAACAUUCAGAAGCUGGUGAAGAAGGUGUUCCGUUCGAGCAUGCCGGACAGUUUUAAACCCCGCAAUUGGACUGAACGAAGGAGCCGCUUUGACCCGUUAAAUGAGGAGCGAUCGAGAAAAAUUCAACAGGAAAACGAGUACAAAGUCAGGGGUCUCGGGAGACAUGAUCUCGAUCCUAAAGAACGAGGAGCUAUACUCGGCGAGAGGGAAAUUGAGAACCCAAUUCUGGAACGCAUCAACGCGCAGAGUUCAAAAUUCGUACCGAAAGAUGUGAUUGACGAAGGAACUCGGGAACUUAUGGAAAAUGGUGAAAUUGCGAAGGAAAAGGAUGUUCCUGUUUCAACCGUCCCGAAGGGUUUGUUGAACGAAACGAAGGUUCUGCUUAAUCCGUACCUAGGAUCAACGAAGGAAGGUUUCAAGCCAUUCAUCGCAAUCCCUGACAAACAAGAUCGGUACGAGCGUUUCCUAACGUUCCAACCAAACGAACGAUAUCUUACUAGGGAACAGUACCUUGAAUCACUGCAGCCACUUAAUCUCUCUGCUUGGGAGAGAGAACGGGAACUGAAGGAGUUUAUUCAAGCGGAACGAAUGUACCGCCCGCUAGAUGGGUUGAUGUCGGAUCGGUUUGUAACGGCAUCGGCCUUGAUUGCGGACAAAACAAUCAGCGAAGAUGGAGCGGCCGAAAAGCGCGAGGUGAAAAUGAAACGCACCCGUACGAUGUGGAAACCCCACAAGGAGCUAUGUAAAAGAUUCAAUGUCCCCGAGCCGUUCGGUGGAAUGAUGCACGAUGAUACGGAGACGGAAAAGCGUAGCAAAGAAAAGGGAAAAUUUUCGGUGUUCGAUUAUCUAGAGACGCCAGUGACCAAUAGACGAGACUUCGUAACACCUGUCAUUUUACCGAGCACUUCCCAGCCAACAGAAACUAAGCCUGCUGACGUGGCAAAUGCGGGUAGUUUUGGUCAGAGACUUUCGUCAAAAGAUUUUUUCGCAUCGGACGAAUCCCUCACUCUGCCAACAGGAGGCCAGAAACUUGCUGAAAAGGUUUCCCACGAACCGGUGGAAAAAAAUCCCACUACAAAGGCCAAUCCUCCCAAGGUGGUGAAAAAACUAUCCGGAUUGGAACAGCAGGUGCUUGAAGCGACCAACAAAAAACCGGAAGAAAAACGUGACUUGUUUAAAUCAAUCUUCUGCAGCAGCGAUGAGGAAAGCGAGCAGCAGGACAAUGAAACCGCGAAACAGGACCUUAAGCCAGCACUAACUGAUGAGCAAAAGAUGCAGAUGGUGGACAGCAUCGUCGCCAUUAAGCCGGUACAACAGAUAAACAUUUUGAGAAACAAUUCGCCUCCGAGAGGAAUCUUUAAGAGUUUGUUCGAGUUUAAAAAACCGUCCGGCGGAGAACAACCUAGCUUAAAUGCGCUCACAGAGACCGCGAAAUCCGUUCCUGCAGUCGAUGGAGCAAAUGAAACCGGAACCCAUUCUUCCGCGAGUGAUUCGGAAUCCUCGGAGGACGAAUACUAUGGACCGAGUUUACCAACGACGAUGGUUGCCUCCGGAUCUUCCGGCGAUGCUCCGCAGGUGCAUCUAGAUGACCGGCUGCGGCAUCUGCUCGGUACAAACGAUAAAGGCGGAACGAAAGGAGGUAAACAGGAAAUUUGGAUCGAAAAGGACAGCGACCGACACUCAUCCGGAAGAGGAAAAAAGAAGAAAAAACACAAGGAACAUCAGAAGAGUAAAUCGAAGAGUAAACAUAAAAAAGACAAGAAAAAAAGCAGUCACAAACAUAAAAGUAGAAGAUAGAACGUAACAUACUAUCGUGUACUUGCAUGUAGAUACAAAGUGUGUAUAAUAAAAUCUUGUUUAUAAAAAAGUCACACACGUUA
Anopheles coustani is the source of this 2960-nucleotide messenger RNA. RefSeq names its product G patch domain-containing protein 1 homolog. Gene Ontology annotation, biological process: mRNA processing. Bases 73 to 2877 code for a protein of 934 amino acids. Gene Ontology annotation, cellular component: nucleus. Lineage: Eukaryota; Metazoa; Arthropoda; Insecta; Diptera; Culicidae. Gene Ontology annotation, molecular function: RNA binding. The transcript has 2 exons. The record is from RefSeq and is a predicted model, not a curated record.